Messenger RNA from Odontomachus brunneus, 1564 nucleotides. RefSeq lists its product as uncharacterized. NCBI's taxonomy places the organism in Eukaryota, Metazoa, Arthropoda, Insecta, Hymenoptera, Formicidae. The transcript is spliced from 4 exons. The record is from RefSeq and is a predicted model, not a curated record. The coding region runs from base 727 to 1302 and encodes 191 amino acids.
UGAAACAGAAUAUUGGAUUGGGACUUAUGAUGUUUUUAACGUCUAAAAUUUGGACAUGAGACGUCUAAAAGACAUCUUAAAGACGUCUCUCAGACGUCGGAAUAUAAGACGUUUUCAAGACGUCUUAUAUCUCGAUUUUGAACGCUACAUUGUGUGGGUCUAAUCGGUCGAUUCUUAAUGUAAUAUUUUGCGCGUACGUGCAAAACGUUAUUUUCUUUUUAAUAUGUCAAAAACUCUCACCUUCUGUCUUCGUGAGGUACGCAACAUCGAGCACAGUCGUCGAGAGGACGCAGAGAAAGAGACACGCUGCUCCCGACUUCAUUGCGUCGCAUCCAACUAUCGGACGGUACUGAGACUACAGCGAGGAUCGUCGUAAAGCGAGUCAUAACGGGUGUUGUGGCAUUAAUUAUGCAUUUAUUUCCAUCUCGCUGCGUCCCGAGCGAAGUCCCCGUUGAGCCAACCGUCCACGCGAUUGUCGCCCUUCUUGCUUCGCCAGCCAAGCGCGAGGAAACGGUAUUUGCGUCCCGCGGCACGAUCUGAUCGCGUUUCCUUGUUGGAAGCCAGUAAAAACGUCGAUCCAGAUGACGACGAAGGUGUUGGAAGUGACGCCACGAGUUCAGCGUCGGCUGUCGCGGUGAACGCGGAAAAUCCGGUCGAAAAGUGAUCACAAACGGAAGUUACCCGUGGUGCUUGCAAAUCGAACUUUGUGAAAAAGAACCCUCGACUAUGCAUCGCAUUUUGCUGACGUUCUGUGCAUUUUGCACUCUGCAGACGACGUGCGGAGAACAGUCGUCUUUGUAUCUGGACGAGAUUCGCAGCUUAAGCGAAUUACCAAUGGACAAGCUGAUUCAGAUUAAGUCUUCUCUCGCGUGCGGAAACGAUAUCAUAGACGAAGAGAUAAGCGAGGACGUCGACAUGUCCAGUAGAACAUUUUCGUUGGCAUUACCGAUGGCUCUGCCACUGAAGGCAAUCACGAAGAAGCCUACGCGUCGAUACGAAGAUCACUACGACGACAAAGGCAAAGACACGAAGAUCUCGAAGAUCUUCCAGCUGGCGAUAACGGCACUGUCGUUUCUCGCAUUCGGCGGUUAUCUUCUAACGCUUAUAAUAAUGGCGAUUCGUCGCAACACGAACGGCGGUGGCGGAAAUGUCGUCGUAUUUUCGAACCUGCAAAGUCUGCAAAAGCUGCACCGGCCCAAACGGAACAUCUUGAUGUUCGAUCCGAUGGAGAACAACUUCGAAACUGACAGACUCUACGAGGGGAUGAUCAUGCUCUCGAGAAGUUACGCCUUGUAUAAGUGAACGCAAAUCGUUGCGACGUAGAGAUGCUGCGUCUCAUACAGAUACAUUAUUUACUCGCGAUUGUAUCGGCAAAUGCUACUUACGCUUCGUAACUAUUAUCAGUUGAAGAGAAGUACGACUUAUGCUACAAUGUUUAGACGAAAUUUUCACAAUUUUAUGCAAGUUUAGGUGUGAUGCUGGGACUCAAUGUUACUCAAAAGAGAUUGGAGUAGUGGAAGAUACUACUUUACGUUAUAUUUAAACACAAUAAUAUAUGUAGCUU